Protopolystoma xenopodis is the source of this 300-nucleotide messenger RNA. Lineage: Eukaryota; Metazoa; Platyhelminthes; Monogenea; Polystomatidea; Polystomatidae. The record is from the annotation of a GenBank genome assembly.
AUGUAUCAUAUUUCAAGCGCUGGACCGGUGACUUGGUACAUUCCCAGUCGUUUCGAUGGCAUCGCCAAUGAGUCUUGCCAGUUUCAGCACCAAGCUAAAAUACGUCAAGGAAACAAAGGUGUACUCUUUUGGCGAUUCUACUCUGGCCUCCUAUCCGGAUUUGUCUCAUGGGCCCGUAGAUCCGUUUCUUAUCUUUCUGGUUGGUCGAUGUCACUCGGUUCCAGCCCUAGUGCAACGUUUACUCCAGGCGCUAUUUCUCAAGCCUCCAGUAGCAUGUACACUUUCGCCCUACCUGAAUAG